Cotesia congregata is the source of this 330-nucleotide messenger RNA. Lineage: Eukaryota; Metazoa; Arthropoda; Insecta; Hymenoptera; Braconidae. The record is from the annotation of a GenBank genome assembly.
AUGUAUCUAAUUUUAACAAUCGCGUGCGUGUUCGUUACAUACUUCCUAUUUUUUCGGAAAAACUACUUCGCAAAACUUGGUAUUCCCUACAAGACCCCUUUACCCGUGCUAGGAAACAUGUGGAAAGUCAUAUUCCGAAGAUCAACCGGUGUGGAUGUCAUCACCGAAAUAUACAAUUGCAACUCGGAAGCUAAAUACGUCGGGAUCUUCGAGUUCUCAGUCCCUGUGUUGAUGAUCAAAGACCUGGAGCUGAUAAAAGAUAUCACGGUGAAGCACUUUGACCACUUUGUUGAUCACCGUGCCUUUAUGGAUCGAUCGUUCCACCCUUGA